This is a messenger RNA of Chrysochloris asiatica (Cape golden mole), 1731 nucleotides long. RefSeq names its product epsin 1 (gene EPN1). Gene Ontology annotation, molecular function: phospholipid binding; clathrin binding. NCBI's taxonomy places the organism in Eukaryota, Metazoa, Chordata, Mammalia, Afrosoricida, Chrysochloridae. Gene Ontology annotation, cellular component: clathrin vesicle coat; endosome; plasma membrane. The coding region runs from base 1 to 1731 and encodes 576 amino acids. The transcript has 10 exons. Gene Ontology annotation, biological process: endocytosis. The record is from RefSeq and is a predicted model, not a curated record.
AUGUCGACCUCGUCACUGCGGCGCCAGAUGAAGAACAUCGUCCACAACUACUCAGAGGCAGAGAUCAAGGUCCGCGAGGCCACGAGCAACGACCCCUGGGGCCCGUCCAGCUCCCUCAUGUCCGAGAUUGCUGACCUCACCUACAACGUCGUUGCCUUCUCAGAGAUCAUGAGCAUGAUCUGGAAACGGCUCAACGACCAUGGCAAAAACUGGAGGCACGUCUACAAGGCCAUGACGCUGAUGGAGUACCUGAUCAAGACGGGCUCGGAGCGCGUGUCGCAGCAGUGUAAGGAGAACAUGUACGCCGUGCAGACGCUCAAGGACUUCCAGUAUGUGGACCGCGAUGGCAAGGACCAGGGCGUGAACGUGCGCGAGAAGGCCAAGCAGCUGGUGGCUCUGCUUCGUGAUGAGGACCGGCUGCGGGAAGAACGUGCUCACGCCCUGAAGACCAAGGAAAAGUUGGCACAGACGGCCACUGCCUCCUCGGCGGCGGUGGGUACAGGGCCCCCAGCUGAGGCGGAGCAGGCCUGGCCACAGAGCAGCGGGGAAGAGGAACUUCAGCUGCAGCUGGCCUUGGCCAUGAGCAAGGAGGAGGCCGACCAGCCCCCGUCCUGCGGUCCCGAGGAUGACGUCCAGCUCCAGCUGGCCCUUAGUUUGAGCCGGGAGGAGCACGACAAGGAAGAGCGGAUUCGUCGGGGGGACGAUCUGAGGCUGCAAAUGGCCAUUGAAGAGAGCAAACGGGAGACCGGGGGCCAGGAGGAGUCCUCCCUCAUGGAUCUGGCUGAUGUCUUCACAGCCCCAGCUCCUCCACCCACCUCAGAUCCCUGGGGGGGUCCAGCCCCCUUGGCCACUGCUGCCCCCACCACUGCCCCUGCCUCGGACCCUUGGGGGGGGCCCCCAGUCCCUCCUGCUGUUGACCCCUGGGGGGGCCCUGCCCCGACGCCAGCCUCUGGGGAUCCCUGGCGGCCCGCGGCACCAGCUGGACCCACGGUUGACCCCUGGGGUGGGACCUCCAAGCCUGCUGCUGGUGAGGGGCCUGCUGGGUCUGACCCCUGGGGGAGCACUGAUGGUGGGGCCCCAGGUGGUGGCCCCCCCACCUCGGAUCCCUGGGCACCAGCCCCUGCCUUCUCAGACCCCUGGGGAGGGUCCCCUGCCAAGCCCAGCACCAAUGGCACCACAGUCGGGGGAUUUGACCCGGAGCCUGAUGAGUUCUCUGACUUUGACCGACUUCGGACGGCCCUGCCGACCUCUGGGAGCAGCACAGGGGAGCUGGAGCUGCUUGCAGGAGAGGUGCCCGCCCGUAGCCCUGGGGCCUUUGACAUGAGUGGGGUCGGGGGCUCCUUGGCCGAGGCUGUGGGGAGCCCCCAAUCUACAGUCACCCCGACCCCCACGCCCCCCACACGGAAGACGCCCGAGUCAUUCCUGGGGCCCAAUGCGGCUCUCGUGGACCUGGACUCGCUGGUGAGCCGGCCCGGCCCCACACCUCCCGGAGCCAAGGCCUCCAACCCCUUCCUGCCAAGUGGUGCCCCAGCCUCUGGCCCCUCGGUCACUAACCCAUUCCAGCCUGCGCCCCCUGCAACGCUCACUCUGAACCAGCUGCGUCUCAGCCCCGCACCCCAGGUCCCUGGCGCGCCCCCAACAUACAUCUCUCCCCUCGGCGGGGGGCCUGGCCUACCCCCCAUGAUGCCCCCGGGCCCCCCGGCCCCCAACACUAAUCCCUUUCUCCUAUAA